Molecule: messenger RNA, 1285 nt
Organism: Oryctolagus cuniculus (rabbit)
Lineage: Eukaryota; Metazoa; Chordata; Mammalia; Lagomorpha; Leporidae
Gene: MDH2
Product: malate dehydrogenase 2
Biological process (GO): tricarboxylic acid cycle; malate metabolic process
Cellular component (GO): mitochondrion; cytoplasm
Molecular function (GO): L-malate dehydrogenase (NAD+) activity
Source: RefSeq, a predicted model, not a curated record
CUCUCGCGAGGACUGGGGCGCUGAGCCGGGAGGUGCUGUGCGCAGUGUGUGGAGGUCGUUGGAGUCACCUGCUCGCCGCCCGCUCCUGCGCCUGCCGGCCCGCGCCCCUCCCGUCCCAGCCAUGCUCUCCGCCCUCGCCCGGCCCGCCGGCGCCGCGCUGCGCCGCAGCUUCAGCACCUCGGCCCAGAACAAUGCUAAAGUAGCCGUUCUGGGGGCUUCUGGGGGGAUCGGCCAGCCCCUCUCCCUCCUCCUGAAGAACAGCCCCCUAGUCAGCCGCCUGACCCUCUACGACAUUGCGCACACCCCCGGGGUGGCUGCCGACCUGAGCCACAUCGAGACCCGAGCAACUGUGAAAGGCUACCUCGGCCCCGAGCAGCUGCCCGACUGCCUGAAGGGCUGCGACGUGGUGGUGAUUCCGGCCGGGGUCCCCAGGAAGCCAGGCAUGACGCGGGACGACCUGUUCAACACCAACGCCACGAUCGUGGCCACCCUGGCUGCCGCCUGCGCCCAGCAUUGCCCGGAAGCCAUGAUCUGCAUCAUCGCCAACCCGGUGAACUCCACCAUCCCCAUCACGGCGGAAGUCUUCAAGAAGCACGGAGUGUACAACCCCAACAGGAUCUUCGGCGUGACGACCCUGGACAUCGUCAGAGCCAACACGUUUGUCGCCGAGCUGAAGGGCCUGGAUCCGGCUCGGGUCAACGUUCCUGUCAUUGGCGGCCAUGCUGGGAAGACCAUCAUCCCCCUGAUCUCGCAGUGCACGCCCAAGGUGGACUUUCCCCAGGACCAGCUGGCGGCACUCACUGGGCGGAUCCAGGAGGCCGGCACGGAGGUGGUCAAGGCCAAAGCUGGAGCAGGCUCUGCCACCCUGUCCAUGGCCUACGCCGGCGCUCGCUUUGUCUUCUCACUGCUGGACGCGAUGAACGGCAAGGAGGGGGUCGUCGAGUGCUCCUUCGUGCAGUCCCAGGAAGCUGACUCCUCCUACUUCUCCACGCCGCUCCUGCUGGGGAAGAAGGGCCUGGAGAAGAACCUGGGCAUCGGCAAGGUGUCCCCUUUCGAGGAGAAGAUGAUCGCCGAGGCCAUUCCCGAGCUGAAGGCCUCCAUCAAGAAGGGCGAGGACUUUGUGAAGAACAUGAAGUGAGGGGCGCGCGAGCAGCCGGCGGCCCGUGUCCCCCAGAGCCGGGCCCGGCGCCCUGCUUCAGUGAUGGUCGUGUGCACGGGGCCACCCCGGGGUGGCACGCUGGUCACCGGCGCGUCAAUAAAAGCCGUCUGAGUGUCUGUCCCAGGA